UCUCCUUUACCAAGAUGGCGGCUUGUCCCUGUUUCGCCACAGUUUCUGCCCUAUGAGCUUGAUUCUCUUACGCUAAUAAGAGUGGAACAGCAAAAGCUGGCAGGCUGACGAGCGCCUCAGGACGGACUUUCUGGCUACUGACCGUUUUGCUGUGCUUGCCCCGGACACGUGGACACGUGCCACCAACCAUGAGCUCUGUGGCUGUGUUGACCCAAGAGAGCUUCGCUGAACAUCGGAGCGGGCUGGUUCCCCAGCAGAUCAAAGUUGCUACACUGAACUCGGAAGAGGAAAGCGACCCUCCAACCUACAAGGAUGCCUUCCCUCCCCUCCCUGAGAAGGCAGCCUGCCUGGAGAAUGCCCAGGAGCCCGCCGGGGCCUGGGGCAGCAAGAUCCGGCCCAUCAAGGCCUCUGUCAUCACUCAGGUGUUUCACGUGCCCCUGGAGGAGAGGAAGUACAAGGACAUGAACCAGUUUGGAGAAGGCGAGCAGGCCAAGAUCUGCCUGGAGAUCAUGCAGCGCACUGGUGCCCACCUGGAGCUCUCCCUCGCCAAGGACCAGGGCCUCUCCAUCAUGGUCUCGGGAAAGCUGGACGCCGUCAUGAAGGCCCGGAAGGACAUUGUCGCCAGGCUGCAGACUCAGGCCUCGGCGACUGUCGCCAUUCCCAAGGAGCACCACCGCUUCGUGAUCGGCAAGAACGGGGAGAAGUUGCAGGACCUGGAGCUGAAGACGGCCACCAAGAUCCAGAUCCCGCGGCCUGAUGACCCCAGCAGCCUCAUCAGGAUCACGGGCACCAAAGAGGGCAUUGAGAAGGCCCGCCACGAGGUCUUGCUUAUCUCCGCCGAGCAGGACAAGCGAGCGGUGGAGCGGCUGGAGGUGGAGAAGGCCUUCCACCCCUUCAUCGCCGGGCCCUACAACCGCCUGGUGAGCGAGAUCAUGCAGGAGACGGGCACGCGCAUCAACAUCCCACCACCCAGUGUGGGCCGCUCUGAGAUCGUCCUCACCGGGGAGAAGGAGCAGCUGGCACAGGCGGUGGCGCGCAUCAGGAAGGUGUACGAGGAGAAGAAAAAGAAGACCACGACCAUCGCUGUGGAGGUCAAGAAGUCGCAGCACAAGUACGUCAUCGGGCCCAAAGGCAACUCUCUGCAGGAGAUUCUGGAGCGGACAGGGGUGUCCGUGGAGAUCCCCCCCUCGGACAGCGCUUCGGAGACGGUCAUCCUCCGUGGCGAGCCUGAGAAGCUGGGCCAGGCGCUGACGGAAGUCUAUGCCAAGGCCAACAGCUUCUCCGUGUCCUCAGUCUCUGCCCCCUCCUGGCUGCACCGCUUCAUCAUUGGCAAGAAGGGGCAGAACCUGGCCAAGGUCACACAGCAGAUGCCAAAGGUUCACAUAGAAUUCACUGAAGGCGAGGACAGGAUCACACUGGAGGGUCCCACGGAGGACGUGACUGUGGCCCAGGGACAAAUCGAAGCCAUGGUCAAAGACUUGAUUCACCGGAUGGACUACGUGGAGAUCAACAUUGACCACAAGUUUCACAGACACCUUAUUGGCAAGAGCGGAGCCAACAUCAACAGGAUCAAGGACCAGUACAAGGUGUCUGUGCGCAUCCCGCCUGACAGCGAGAAGAGCAACCUGAUCCGAAUUGAGGGCGACCCUCAGGGCGUGCAGCAGGCCAAGCGGGAGCUGCUGGAGCUCGCCUCACGCAUGGAGAACGAGCGCACCAAGGACCUGCUCAUUGAGCAGAGGUUCCACCGCACCAUCAUCGGGCAGAAGGGCGAGCGCAUCCGCGAGAUUCGUGACAAGUUCCCAGAGGUUAUUAUCAACUUCCCAGACCCUGCACAAAAGAGUGACAUCGUCCAGCUCCGAGGGCCCAAGAACGAGGUGGAGAAAUGCACCAAGUACAUGCAGAAGAUGGUGGCUGACCUGGUGGAAAACAGCUAUUCCAUCUCCGUCCCGAUCUUCAAGCAGUUUCACAAGAACAUCAUUGGGAAAGGAGGCGCCAACAUUAAAAAGAUACGAGAAGAGAGCAACACCAAGAUUGACCUUCCAGCCGAGAACAGCAACUCCGAGACCAUUGUCAUCACAGGCAAGCGGGCCAACUGCGAAGCUGCCCGGAGCCGGAUUCUCUCCAUCCAGAAAGACCUGGCCAACAUCGCCGAAGUGGAGGUCUCCAUCCCGGCCAAGCUGCAUAACUCCCUCAUCGGCACCAAGGGCCGCCUGAUCCGGUCCAUCAUGGAGGAGUGCGGUGGUGUCCACAUCCAUUUUCCCGUGGAAGGUUCCGGAAGCGACACGGUUGUCAUCAGGGGGCCUUCCUCAGACGUGGAAAAGGCCAAAAAGCAGCUCCUGCACUUGGCCGAGGAGAAGCAAACCAAGAGCUUCACAGUGGAUAUCCGUGCCAAGCCGGAGUACCACAAGUUCCUCAUUGGCAAGGGGGGCGGCAAGAUCCGCAGGGUGCGUGACAGCACGGGCGCCCGCAUCAUCUUCCCCACGGCCGAGGACAAGGACCAGGACCUGAUCACCGUCAUCGGAAAGGAGGACGCCGUCAGGGAGGCGCAGAAGGAGCUAGAGGCCCUGAUCCAGAACCUGGACAACGUGGUGGAAGACUCCAUGCUGGUGGACCCCAAGCACCACCGGCACUUUGUGAUCCGGAGGGGCCAGGUCUUACGGGAGAUAGCAGAGGAGUAUGGAGGGGUGAUGGUGAGCUUCCCGAGGUCCGGCACCCAGAGCGACAAGGUCACCCUCAAGGGUGCCAAGGACUGCGUGGAGGCCGCAAAGAAGCGCAUCCAGGAGAUCAUCGAGGACCUGGAAGCCCAGGUAACCUUGGAGUGCGCCAUCCCCCAGCGGUUCCACCGCAACGUCAUGGGCCCUAAGGGCUCCCGGAUCCAGCAAAUCACUCGGGAUCAUGGCGUGCAGAUCAAGUUCCCCGACAGAGAGGAGAACCCAGCUCACAGUGUGGAGCCGGCCAUGCAGGAGAAUGGGGAUGAGGCCGCUGAGGGGAGAGAAGGCAAGGAGGCCGAGCCCGGUUCUCCAAGGAGAUGCGACAUCAUCGUCAUCUCAGGCCGCAAGGAGAAGUGUGAGGCCGCCCGGGAGGCCCUACAGGCACUGGUUCCUGUCACCAUUGAGGUAGAAGUGCCCUUUGACCUGCACCGCUACAUCAUCGGGCAGAAAGGAAGUGGGAUCCGGAAGAUGAUGGACGAGUUUGAGGUGAACAUACAAGUGCCAGCCCCUGAGCUGCAGUCUGACACCAUCGCCAUCACGGGGCUGGCUGCCCACCUGGAGCGCGCCAAGGUGGGGCUGCUGGAACGUGUGCGGGAGCUGCAGGCGGAGCAGGAGGAGCGAGCCCUGCGGAGUUUCAAGCUGAGCGUCGCUGUGGACCCCAAGUACCACCCCAAGAUCAUAGGCCGGAAGGGGGCUGUGAUCACGCAGAUCCGUCUGGAGCACGAUGUGAACAUCCAGUUCCCCGACAAGGACGAUGGCAGCCAGGAGCAGAUUACCAUUACGGGCUACGAGAAGAACACGGAAGCAGCCCGUGACGCCAUCCUGAAGAUCGUGGGCGAGCUGGAGCAGAUGGUCUCUGAGGACGUCCCGCUGGACCACCGUGUCCACGCGCGCAUCAUUGGCGCCCGAGGAAAGGCCAUCCGCAAGGUCAUGGACGAAUUCAAGGUGGACAUCCGCUUCCCUCAGAGCGGGGCCCCGGACCCCAACUGUGUCACCGUGACGGGCCUCCCAGAGAAUGUGGAGGAGGCCAUCGACCACAUCCUGAACCUGGAAGAGGAAUAUCUGGCCGACGUGGUGGACAACGAGGCACUGCAGGUGUACAUGAAGCCCCCCCCGGUGCACGAGGAGGCCAGGGCCCCAUCCAAGGGCUUCGUGGUGCGGGACGCGCCCUGGACGGCCCCCAGCAGUGCGAAGGCUCCGGACGUGAGCAGCUCGGAAGAGUUCCCCAGCUUUGGGGCACAGGUGGCCCCCAAGACCCUCCCGUGGGGCCCCAAGCGGUAAUGCCAAGGAAGCGGAUGUCCCUGCAGCCCCAGUGCUCCCGGUCUGCCCACCUGACCAGCUGGCAGCUGGGCCGCUCAGUGUCGCCGCUCCCCUCCCCUCCCGAGGUCUCGCAGGAAGCCUGGGCGGCCUUGGGCCCCCAUAGGGGCCUGCCCUCAGGACCCGCCCAGCCCCGGCUCCGGGACGGCUCGCCACGGUUCCAAACACUAAACAAGGUCAUUGAACAUUUCGCCACCGCCACCAGACUGAGCUUCCCGGCCCCAGCAUGUCCGUCAGCAUUCUGACCUUCCUUCCCAGAGCUCUGCCUCUGGCUGGGAGUCUACUUCCUGUGUCAUGACCUCAGGAAAUAAAUUUCCUCAACUUUCUAAAAGCCAAAACGUUUGCCCUCUUCCUUUCCCAGCCCCACAGGAGUGCAGGGACCCUGCCUGCACAGCAGGGCAGUCAUCUGGGGCUCCGCCGAGGGCCGGCCCCAACACUCUUUCUUUCCUGCCGGUCUGUCUCUGCCCCCACCCCCACCAUGCACACACCUGCCUUCUCUACCUCAAAGCCAGCUGACAGUCUCGCCUAGGGCAAUGCCACCCCCAGUGCCUCCCCUCUCUGUUGAGAUGUUUUGGUUGGCCAGGUGUGGUGGUUUCCCCACUGGGGCCUGGCCUGGCUGCAGGGGACCCAGGCAGGAAGAUGCCUGCUCUUGGGCAGGGCAGGCGGAGAGGUCUGCAGGUGGAGCUUGGUGGGUGCUGGCCUGCCCACCUGCGGAGCUUGCUCCAGGGGAGCCGCCCCCUUCCUGCAGCCAGCAGAAGAGGCUGCUGUCCCCCGGAGAUGGUCACAUCCGCUUCAGCACACCUCUCCUAAGUGUUCACCGUUAGGCAGCCCCAGCUCCUCAGCCCUAGACCAGCCUCAGAGGCUGGCUGGGCAGGCGGGUAUCACCCAGUGACCUUAGCAAGGUGAGGAGGGCUCUCCUUCCUGGCUCAGGCUCCCCACUCUGAGGGAAGGCCAUCCCCUCUCCUGUCUGAGCAGCUGGAGCCUCACCUGCUCCUCCCUCCGUCUUCCUGAGGCUCUGAUCGCCCACACCUCCCAGUUCUCACGGCUGUGCGGCCUCACCCCUGCAGUGCCAGCUCUGCGGGGCUCCGGGCAGCUGUCCCUGCCCGACUGUCUUCCAUGCCCUGGCUCCAGCCCUCGGCCUUAACUGCAGACAAAUGACCGCUCUGGGGACAAGGGCACUAGGACUUGACACAUUCGCCAAUAAAACCUGAAAUCGCUCCGUG
Molecule: messenger RNA, 5251 nt
Organism: Echinops telfairi (small Madagascar hedgehog)
Lineage: Eukaryota; Metazoa; Chordata; Mammalia; Afrosoricida; Tenrecidae
Gene: HDLBP
Product: high density lipoprotein binding protein
Exons: 28
Coding region: 189-3992 (1267 amino acids)
Cellular component (GO): cytoplasm; nucleus
Molecular function (GO): mRNA binding
Source: RefSeq, a predicted model, not a curated record